AUGGAGUGGAGUAUUGAGUGGCUGAUAGUGCUAGUGGUGGUGCCUUGUUUGGGGGAAGAUAACGGCACUACCACAGAAACUGUUUUGAUUACAACGGAAUGGUGCGAGGAUGCCAACUGUACUAUGCUAAAUGAGACCAUUAUUAGUAGUACCACCCCUGAGGCACCCAAAAUAAAUACGACAAAGGAACCAAAGAAACAGGGAGUGAAGAAGAAGAAGAUUAGUCAUGGCGUUUGUUGGUGUGAUUUACAGCUGGACAUCUGUGACGUAAACUGCUGUUGUGACCCCAGCUGUUCCCCCUCGGACAAAUCCCUCUUUAAGUACUGUCAAAGGGACCCCAAUAGGGUCCGCGAUGACUCCCUAUGCCAUUACAAAGACCUUUUCUACAUAAACAACACGGAAAUGGUGAAAUGGGAGGCGAACAGUGACGGAUUGUUUUGUGUGGUGAGUAGAUAUGUGCCUGCCAGUAGGACGGUGCAGAGGGAGGGCCUGUUGAGGAGGGAAGAGGUGCCAGUGAGGAGCUUUUGGGGGUACCACGAGGUCCCGGAGGUGAAACUGAACGCGACGUAUUAUCGGUUUGGUGAUCCCGUUUGGGUUGUGAAAGAUGGGGUGAGGGGGUUGUUGAGUUUGCCCGAUAACUUUUUGUCUGCCCCCUGUAGCAUAGGGGUGCCGGUGAAAUUUUUACAGGAUGCCAAAUCUUCUUGCGGCCAAACCGUUCUGGAUGGGACCAAUUCGUUAUUAAACUUCUCAACUUUUUAUGACCGCAUUCGCGUCAUUUCCAACCCUAAAAUCCUUAAUUUAACGGGCGGGGUACCGGUGGAAUCUUUGCAGUGCGACCGUAACCUUAAAAACUGCUCCAAUAAGAAAGUUUCCGCGUUAUUUUGCCAACAGAAUCGAUGCCAAAACGCCCUUAAAAAAUUACACUAUCGACUCUAUCACAACGGUACGGGGGGCGUUCAAAAAGUGCUCCUGCUGGCCCACUUGGAUAACGUUCGCGGGGAGUUUUCGCAAGAGUACUCGCUCGAGUUCUUGUGGCUUAACACCACCCGAAACUAUUCGAAAAUCUUUAGCGGUAACCCCGGAUAUAUCGUCGGAAAACCGGUGCUAAUAAAAACAAAUGCCACCCUAAGGAACUCGACGGAAUUCCUCGAUAAUUUCCUGACCAUCCCCGGUAAUGUACGGGGGAGGUGCGUCAAGAAUUACACCCAUUACGACCCCAUAGAGUUCGGGUAUAAUUCGUUAACGAAAUGUUCGAUACAGGGUGGAAAUGCCACGGGAAUUUUUAGUCUAUACGGGGUGCCUUUAAGAAGUAAUGUUACCCGAAUGUUUGGGGCCUACGGUAAUGGGGGCCAAUGGGGCGAGAUUUUAUACGAGGGGUUGCCAAAGUGUAAUAUGACCCGUGCGGCGUGUAAGAACCUGACUACUAGGGUGGAUAUCAAAGUGUUUUACGUUAGGGUGGAUAUAGAUGAGACCGUAUUGAAUCAGAACAAGAUUUUGGGGGUGAAAGUUUGUUUUGGUAAUAAAGAGGUGGAGAAACAGGGUCUUAUCGAGCUGGUGACCCAAGUGAGUUUUCACGACGUUACCGGGGUGAAACAGAAGAAGUUCGUUGACCCACCCAGUUUGGAUGCGAGGUUGCCUUACGAUUUCUUUUAUCCCUUCGUUAAAUUGGGCAACGGGGGGGUUACAAGGGGCCAUUGGGGCCUUAAAGUUGUUUUAACCACGUUUGUUCUAAUUCACACGGUUUUGUAGUGUAAUAAAAUAAAUUAUUAUGAAAAA
This is a messenger RNA of Anthonomus grandis grandis, 1776 nucleotides long. RefSeq names its product tectonic-3. Gene Ontology annotation, cellular component: ciliary transition zone. The record is from RefSeq and is a predicted model, not a curated record. Gene Ontology annotation, biological process: cilium assembly. The transcript is spliced from 4 exons. The coding region runs from base 1 to 1749 and encodes 582 amino acids. NCBI's taxonomy places the organism in Eukaryota, Metazoa, Arthropoda, Insecta, Coleoptera, Curculionidae.